GCCUACUUCAGACUGAACGAUUGAUUAAUUUAAUUGUCUUUGUGAUUGUAAAAAUCUGAAAUUUGAUUAAAUAAAAAAAAUUCGUCCUUUACGAGCCGACACCACUACUACCUUCAGGUUUGACUUACGCGAAGACUCUACAACGCGCGAACAGAGCAUAUUACUGAAGAGAGAUCAAAGCAAAGUUUGUAUUCCAGUCUUAGAUUAGUGAUACCCCCCUUUCGAACAAGCCGGCCUUAUUGGGUGAAAACGAAUGUUAUGGACCCGGAAUAUGUUGAAUAUGGGGGCUUACCCUGCUCUUAACAAGGGUGACGGAAUCGCUAGGAAUUGAAAUUUUGCCGCCGGAGUGGGGACUAAGUACUACAUCUGGAAGAAGAGUACUGCGUCAUUUUAGAUGAGCUCGUCGGUCGUUGCUAAACCUAAUGAGUGAGGUUAAUGUGAUGGCUAAUGGUAAUUUGAAUCUCUUUUUGCGAGAGUUAGAUGAAAGAAAAGGGAAAAUACCGUGCUGCCAAGAAGUCAGUCUUAUUCAAAGCCGCGUAAGGAGAGUUAUAAGGAGCAUCCUGCUGGAAGUGAGAAGAGAAAAUCCCUUCUUUAGGACAACGCUGAUCAAUAGCGGAAGCUUUUAUGAGGGAACCAAGAUUAGACAGCCAGAUGAGUUUGACUUCCUCCUUCAACUCGACAGUUUCUUUGUCCCUGAGAGGUAUCGCUUUCACGAACUUCCUUGUUCUACAGUGAUGGUGUUCCCUGCAGAUGAAUCAAUUUGGGAAGACCUCUUCUUCUAUUUCCCUGAUCAUGACCACGGAUAUUCUAGGAAUUUUGAGUGGAAGGAGACUAUCAAGACACCAUUCUAUAAGCUCUUCAAUAAGAAAGCGAAAGAUUUUGAGGCAUUCGGAAUGAAAGUAGCACUGGCUCAUGAAGCUGAUGAAAUCGUGUCAGCGCCACAGCCAUUAUCAAAGCAUGGACCAGCAUAUACUCUGUUACUCGAGUGGAACGGGGGAGAACGGUACAAGGGUUUAAGAAUCAGCGUUGACUUGGCUUUAGCCGUGAGGAUAAACAAUCGACCUGAUAACGUUGAUAUUAAGUUUGAGACCACUACAGGAAGAGUGCUGCAAUCCAUAUUUGAGAAGCUACCAUUUUACUAUGCCGUUGGUUCGUACAGGAAUAUGCUCACGGAAGUUCAGCCAAAUUUCUUUGCUGAUUGUGAUACCACUCUGCGACCAGAGAAUUUCUGUUUACGUUGUUCGCAGUCGUGCCUCGAGCAGGAAUUAUUUUCCCAGACAUUUGGCUCCAACAGCGGUCAAGCCAAGUGCCUCAGGUUACUGAAAAUAUUGCGUGACAUCGUAUUUCCUGAUAUUUCUGAAUUCAAAGAAACGUCGAACGAUAGUGGUUUUUUGUAUUUUUCCGUCGAAUUAGCGGCUUAUCCUUUAAAAGAAACCGGCAGAUUGUUCUCCUCUUAUGUCCUCAAAACGCUGGUGUUGUUUGAAUGGCAGCUGAACCCUGAGAAAGAGCAGUGGUCAGGAAACAAACUAAGCGAACGUUUCCUCGACAUUCUUCGUAGUCUCCUCAAUCAAUUGAAAGAGAGAAAAAUGCCAAGCUUUUUCUAUGCAGAUUAUAACAUUUUCCCUUCCUCAGUUACGCGAGAGAUAGAUUUUUCAAAUGCUGCCAGUAUCAUCACAAUUCUCCUUGAUGGUUUAUCUUCCGUCGACAACAUGAAUGUUUAUAAUUUCGAGGAAUGUUUGACCAAACUGAAAGAGGACUUUGUUGAUAUAAUUUAUCGCAAAAAAACUUUUACCGCACUAAUUUUAUGUGGCUUACGGGACACUUUUGUCGAAGAUUCUUCAAUGGAAAAAGUCGUCCAAAAAUCCUUAACGAUGAAAGGUAUGCCAGCAGUUUAUCAGGAUUCUGAUCCCUUUGCAGCAGCGUUAAGAGUUAUAUCGGAGAUGGAAGAGAGAAAUAGUUUAUGGAACAUCUAUGUUCAAGCUUUGCUUAAUUUAGUUGCUCCAAAUGAGAGUUUGAUUUUGACAGAUGUUCAUGCGAAAGAUACGAAGUCCUUGAGUCAAGCCGGACAACUGUUUGAGAAAAUAGAUAACUAA
Molecule: messenger RNA, 2093 nt
Organism: Stylophora pistillata
Lineage: Eukaryota; Metazoa; Cnidaria; Anthozoa; Scleractinia; Pocilloporidae
Product: cyclic GMP-AMP synthase-like receptor
Source: RefSeq, a predicted model, not a curated record